AUGGUUGAUUAUUGUGAAAGGCAUUCAGUUAAUGUCAUACACCAAGAAAAUCGUCGUGAAUGCUGUGAUGAGCUAAUAGACAAAAUUAUAAAGAAAAAGAAAAAUGAUCGGUUUUUUAAAGUACACGAAGAUGAUAUUACUAAUGAGCAGCACAUUAAACACGUUGUCAGAUAUUUUAAAAAGAGAAAAGAUUUGCCUAAAAUAUGCAGAGAGGUUUCAUCCUGGAAGACGAAAAUUGGGAAAAAGUUAAAACUGCACAGAUUUGGAAGAAACAAACAUGACAAAAAUAAGCACAAAAACAACCAAAAACAUGCUAAUCACCAGAAUAAUCACCACAUUAAACAUCACAUUAAACAUCACAUUAAACAUCUAAAACAUCUCAAUAAUCCAUUAAAGAAACUUAAAGGCAAGCACAAUGGGAAUGAGAAAAAGCAUAAGAAUAAUAAUCAUCAUCCUAUUAAUAAAUUAAAAAAGAUGAUUAAAAAAAGAAAACCAAAAAUUAAAAAGGAAGAGGGCAAAAAGCAUCAUUUAAAAAAUAUUCUUCAUAAAGAUAAGCAUAAUUGA
Messenger RNA from Meloidogyne enterolobii, 564 nucleotides. The record is from the annotation of a GenBank genome assembly. NCBI's taxonomy places the organism in Eukaryota, Metazoa, Nematoda, Chromadorea, Rhabditida, Meloidogynidae.